Molecule: messenger RNA, 495 nt
Organism: Serendipita indica DSM 11827
Lineage: Eukaryota; Fungi; Basidiomycota; Agaricomycetes; Sebacinales; Serendipitaceae
Source: the annotation of a GenBank genome assembly
AUGGCAGCUCUCCUCGCCCUCAGGGCCACUUUGUCAAAUACAAGACCACUAACACGGUCUUUUGCGACCGCAGUAACUUCCUACACACCAACGCUUGCAAAAUCCCUUGCAGAAGCCCAACAACUCCUCCGCUCGCAGCCAUCACACUAUGUAGUAGCCACUCUCGUCGGUCGUCGUCUUAUUCUCACUCCCCGGGACCUCGUCACUGUCCCAAGACUAAAAGACGUUGGCGUUGGCGAUGUGUUGCAACUCAAUGCCAUUGAAGAACUCGGUUCAAGAGAAUUUACAGUUAGAGGAAGCCCCUAUCUUCCUGAAAAGGUUGUCUCAGUCACUGCCACGGUCGUUGAGCAUACAAAAGGCAAGCUGGAGAAAAUUGUCAAAUUCAAAAGACGCAAAGGAUACAAGAAGACGAUAAAGCACAAGCAAACGUAUACUCGACUGCGAAUAAACGAUAUUCAAAUCCCGCAACCAUCGUGGUACGUCAAAAAUUUUUGA